This is a messenger RNA of Astyanax mexicanus (Mexican tetra), 1101 nucleotides long. RefSeq names its product ninjurin 2 (gene ninj2). The coding region runs from base 136 to 528 and encodes 130 amino acids. Gene Ontology annotation, biological process: tissue regeneration; cell adhesion. Gene Ontology annotation, cellular component: membrane. The transcript is spliced from 4 exons. The record is from RefSeq and is a predicted model, not a curated record. NCBI's taxonomy places the organism in Eukaryota, Metazoa, Chordata, Actinopteri, Characiformes, Acestrorhamphidae.
AUUCAAAGGCGUCAAUCUUUCCUGCUAUUUCUUUCUGAGAGACUCUCGCUCACUUCCCUGCGAAUCCUCCUCAGACAGGACCAAAAAGGUUUGAAGAAGAAAAGGACGGAGGAAGCCUGACUUUUCCUGCUCAACAUGUCAGCAGCACGGGGACGAGCAGAACUGCAGCCUGCAGCUCCUCUCAACAUGAACCAUUACGCCACUAAGAAGACGGUGGCGGAGAGCAUGCUGGACGUGGCUCUGCUGAUGGCUAACGCUUCUCAGCUGAAAGCAGUGGUGGAACAAGGGCCCGACUUUAAAUAUUACAUCACUGUGAUCGUGCUCAUCUCCGUCUCGCUCUUCUUCCAAGUGAUUGUUGGGGCUCUCUUUGUCGUUAUGGCGCGUAAAGAUCUUAAUAACGUCGCCAAUCAGAGGAAGCUGGACAUCAUCAAUAACGUGGCUACAGUGCUGGUUUUCCUCACAGUCAUCAUCAACAUCUUCAUCACUGCUUUCGGUGUGCAGAAGACAGGCCUCUACCCCCAGCAGUGAGCUCACCACCGGCUGAAAUCACGUCAUCUUGACCUCCAUUCCAACAGAGAACUCUGGAGCCCAACCUUCAACCCAGCCAGAAGAAAAGAAACUUUAAUGCAUAAAUGCUCCUCUUUAUUAUACUUAGAACAAAAAUAUAAUAGCUUCUAGUAAAUGCAUGAUUUUAAUAUUUUGCUACAUGACAGCUCAAACUCAUUAUCACAAGCUUUAUUUAUUUUAUCUAUUUUUAAGUUACGAUGCUUGAAUUUCCUUUGCUCUGUUUGUUGCCAGUAUUGUUUGUCUGUUGUUUUAAUCACAAUUUAUUCUUAACAUUAAUUCAGACAAGAUUUUAUAUUUAACAACAUUGUAAAGAUUUUUUUUAUUUUCUUCCUGAAAAUAAUAAAGACAUUUUAUAAACUUUCAAUGCUAAUGAAUGAGAAUCAGCAUUAUACCCCACCUAGAAUUCAGAUUUAUUUGUUUAUUCUCACAUUUAAAUUAUUAAAAUAAAUAAAAUAUAAUAUGUUAUGUAUAAUGAAGUGUCUUGAGUCUUAAACAUUUGGUGACAAAUUGAUUAAACAUUAUUUAUCAGUGUGA